CAACACAAGCCAAGACCCCCUUCUCUCCCAAUUCUGCACGAAAUUAAAAUCCAAUAUCCGCCGAAAAAAUUAAAAUCAAAAAAAUCAAAAUCUGAAGAUGGAGAGAAGGCAGAAGUUGAGAUUGUUAGCGACGUACAUGAUCGUAGCUAUUGUUGUGAAUUUGAUCGGCCGUAUCUCGUCCCUUUCGGUGGUGGUGAACGAAGAAGAAUGCGUAUACGAGUACGUCAUUUACGAAGGCGACACCGUUUCGGGAAAUUUCGUCGUAGUUGACCACGAUGUCUUCUGGGGCUCCGAUCAUCCUGGCAUAGAUUUUACUGUGACAUCUCCUGCGGGAAAUGUAGUGCAAACUUUGAAAGGGACAUCCGGGGACAAGUUUGAAUUUAAAGCCCCACACGGUGGAAUGUACAAGUUUUGUUUUCGCAAUCCCUUUUCAACACCAGAAUCAGUUUCUUUCCACAUUCAUGUGGGCCACAUUCCCAGUGAACAUAACCUUGCCAAAGAUGAACAUUUGGACCCUAUUAGUGUAAAAAUUGCUGAGCUGAGGGAGGCUUUGGAGUCUGUUACAGCAGAGCAAAAAUACUUAAAAGCACGUGAUGCUCGACAUCGUCAUACAAAUGAGAGCACAAGGAAGCGUCUUUUAGGCUACACAAUCGGAGAGUACCUUUUAUUUGCUGCUGCAAGUGCACUUCAAGUUGCAUAUAUUCGCCGUCUCUUUAGCAAAUCAGUUGCAUACAACCGGGUUUAAGACAUGGCUGCGGCAAGUUCACUUCAAGUCAUCUAUAUCGCUUUCACUUUAGCAAGCCAGUAGCAUACUACAGGGUUUAAGACAUCUUAUCAUCGUUUGUCUGUUUUAUUAACAAGCAGAUGGAUGUCACGGACAGGUUUAGGAAAACUUGUGCACUCUAUGACUAAUGAUGUGUUGGCUCACUUAACUUUUUUUUUUCAUGUAUUUUAUUUAGUUCAUUAAAUGUUAAGUUGUUGGACCUCUAAAACAGUCGCAUGCUUCGAUAGUGUAUUGCAUAAUGGGUAAAGCCCAAUAAAAAAAAAACUAGAAACCUUUCUAUGA
Molecule: messenger RNA, 1066 nt
Organism: Mangifera indica (mango)
Lineage: Eukaryota; Viridiplantae; Streptophyta; Magnoliopsida; Sapindales; Anacardiaceae
Product: transmembrane emp24 domain-containing protein p24beta3-like
Exons: 4
Coding region: 98-745 (215 amino acids)
Biological process (GO): intracellular protein transport; Golgi organization; endoplasmic reticulum to Golgi vesicle-mediated transport
Cellular component (GO): endoplasmic reticulum; COPII-coated ER to Golgi transport vesicle; endoplasmic reticulum-Golgi intermediate compartment
Source: RefSeq, a predicted model, not a curated record